ACAUGGCCGCCGUAGACCCGUUGGAGUCUCCAAAACGACAGAAAUCCCCUGCGGAGGAGGUGGAAACAUCUGGGGAGAAGACCGAUGCGGUGGAGUCAGGAUGCGGCUUAAAUCAGACAGACGAGGCAACACAUAAUAAACCCGCGAGGAGCCCCGCCGAUGAGCAGAGUGUGGGUAACGACGGCUCUUGUGUUGCCAGCCAUUCUGAGGUUAGUGUCGAGUCCGGUGCCGGAGCCGAAAAAACGACAUGCAAUUCACUGGAGGACUUAACAACGGCUGAAAAAAUGGCCGAGGCUCGUGGCAGCGACCGACGGGCUUUCGACUGGUCCGAAACCGAAGACGACGACCAGGAGGCGAAAACACACACGGGGGGAAAUGAUGAGUACGACCCCAGUGAUGCCACAGAGAGCGCUGGAGGGACGCAGCGGGACACGCACGUUGACGAUAAAAUGAUCGUUAACGCGGAGGAGAUCGAUAAGAAGGAAACAUCGCAUCCCGGUGAGAGGAGCGCAGAGACGGGGCCGGUGGGAGAAGUCGACGUGGUGGAGGAUGAGGAGCAGGGAGACAGACAAGAGGACACCACUUCGACAGCUAAGCCCAAAAAGUGCCGUUUGGUGUGCAAGGAGUGCGGCCAGAGGUUCACCCGCCGUGAGACGUUCAACCUCCACCGGCACUUUCACUCGCAAGGUGACGAGCUCAUGCCCCUCACCUGUAAAGAAUGCGGCCUUACCUUUCAGCACCGCAGCAGCCUCAUCAAACACAGAAAUGAACAUAAAGAGAAGGAGGAGCUGCUCCUUACCCCGAAGAAGGAGAUGCAAACGAAGGCGGAGGGUCGCUUUAAAUGUGCAGAAUGUGAGCUGGUCUUCUCCACAGUGGACAAGCUGAGGGACCACAACUGCUGCAAUGUCGUAGACAAGCCUUACCACUGCCCGCUGUGCCGCCAAGAGUUCCAGUUUAAGGUGUCCGUCACGAAGCACAUGAUGCUCCACUCCCAGGAGAGCAUCUUUACAUGCCAAGAGUGCAGUCAAGCGUUCCCCAACAGCUUGGCCCUGCGCUACCACCAGCGAUGUCACGCCGCCCUGAAACCCUACGAAUGCCCCGAGUGCGGCUUGGUUUUCAAACACUACUCCGUCAUGGAGGACCACCGGCGCAAGCACACUGACAACAUGCGCUCUCACCUGUGCAACAUCUGCGGGAAGACCUUCAAGUACAGCAGCCUCCUCCAUCAGCAUCAGUACCUGCACACCGGCCAGAAGCCCUUCCGCUGCCCCGAAUGUGGUAAAAAGUUUGCCUUCGCCCAGAACAUGAAGGCUCACUGCCGCCAGCACAGACUGAGCAAAAACAACCCCUCCGCCGAGCAGCCCGGCAAGGCAGCCCCGACGUCGGCACAUGAGGCGGUCAGAGGGCCGGGAAAAGAGAACGCACACCAGAGCGAUGAGCCGAAACGCACUUUCAACUGCCCCCUUUGUCCCCAGACCUACUUGUUACCGGCUAACCUGAGGGCCCACAUGCUUGUUCACGAGGCAGAGUAUGAGACGCUGGAGAGGACACCCAAACCCCCAAAGGACAAUAACAAGGACUGGGAUAAAGGACACACCUGUCCCCACUGCCCGUCUGUCUAUCGUGAUGAAUCUAGUUUAAAUAUGCACCUGUUGAGUGUCCACAAGUCUGUAGCACAACAUUUAGAAAAGGUGGCAACGCUACCUAAAAUUCAAUUCACUCCGUUAAGCAGUGAGAAUGUACAGGGGAGAUGGAGAAGCGAUGGCAUCAGUGCUAAGUCGUACAAGUGCUCCGAGUGCGGAAAAACCUUCCGCCACCGCUCAGUGUUAGAGCUGCAUAUGCGCAUACAUUCCAAGGACAAGCCGUACCAGUGCAAAGUGUGCGGAAAGGGCUUUAGAUUCGGUAGCUACUUGCAGCAACAUCUCAUCAUCCACACAGGCAAGAAGCCGUACAAAUGUCCCGACUGCGGGAAGGACUUUGCCUUCCUGCAGAACAUGAAAACGCAUCAAAAGCUGCAUCAGGAGAAACCGUUCCGCUGCACCAGCUGCCGCAAAGGCUACAGCGACGAGACCCAACUGCAGCACCACAUGUUGUCGCACAACGGUGACAAGCCGCAUAAGUGCGACCUGUGCGACAAGAGCUUCGGGUUGGCCUACCUGCUCCGGGAUCACAUGAACACACACACAGGGGACCGACCGCAUUGCUGCGACGAGUGUCACAAGAGCUUUUCUUGGUUCAGCAGCCUGCUCGUGCACCAGAAGAUCCACACUCGCAAGCGGCAGGGUUUCAGCCAGUAUAAUUCUUCCCUGCUGGGUGCUAGGAUGAGAGGCAGAGGCAGCAGGGGGAGGAGAGGGGGGAGGCUCAUGUGGGGCUGGUCUCGACCUUUGGGAAGUUCUGGGAUGGUCAGCCCUCAGCAGUCUCCAUAUCCAGUUUCUGCACUGAGAGACGCCGAGUUGCACAGGAGGGCGGUGCAGCCUCCCGUGCUCGCGCCUCGCAUGGACGUGCAAGGCAGACAGCCGAAGGAGCCGUGGCUGUCGGAGCUCCAGCCUCAGCCGGUGCAGUGGAAGGUGGACGGCGGAGAGGUGAUGCCCGUCCCGUCGUCGCAGCAUGCGGCUCCACAGCAGACCCAGUUUGACGGCUCACCGCAGCCCGUCCUGCAGCAGCACCAUCAGAGGGGUCCGGGCUGGGCGGAUAGCCCUUUGAUAACUCAGUCGGGCCCCACGUCUGCUCAGAGCUCAGAGUCAUUGCACAUGAAAGAGAGUGCAGCUGCUAUUGUCAGCUCCCUCGUGACAGCCGUGCCCAACAACAAAUCCAGCACGUCGACAGUGAGUGAGAUGGAGCAGCAUAGGCAGCACAAGCCUGUUACUUGGGGCAACACACACGCGUCCACGGUGCUCGCUUCCGCCAGCUGUUUGCCUCACGAUUUUUCUAUUCCUUCUUACAUAGAUGGGGCAGCUUUGUGGAGCAUCAGACCGUCUCUGCUUGCAAAUUCACAGAGCUCUCUGAAUAAGCUUGGUCAAGAGCUUCAGCUGCCAAGAUGGGCAGUUGCCCCAGUGUCGAUACAAAGGGAGCCAUCCACACCUCCUAAGAAAGAGGACGCUGGAGGGUGGGACAUUAGCAAUCCUCAAGUAAUGCCGUUGACUGUUAGCCAGCCAGAGAAGCCGUGGAACGGCUGUGAGCUGCAGAAGCAGUGGGUUUCAGGCCUAGCGGGUGUGUCCACCUCAGCUCAAAUAGACCAAAGCGGUGCUAUGUCAAUUUCAACUCCCGUUUCUCACGGGGUCGGUAGCACCUUGUGGGACAUACCGACACCACUGGGAAAUCCAAAGACUAUAAACCCUGAGAAAUUAGUAAGGACUCAAGAUUUUCAGCUGCAGCAAAAGCAGGUGUCAUCCGCCUGGGCCAAUGUACAGAGUCACGCCACGGCACAGAAGGUUCCCAUCUCCAUUCAAUACGAGCCUCAUCGUUUUGGCCACGGGUUGGGAACACCAGUAUGGGGCUUCCAAAGUAACCGAACGCUGCUCGCUGGGCAACUCAAGCCCGGGAAUGGACAGGAGCUGCAGCAACAGCCGAUGGUAACAGGCGCUCAAAUAAUCAUCAAUCGGCCGCCUCCUUUUUUCACACCUCCACUUUCCCCGCUCCCUCCUCUCGCUUUGCCCGGCCCGCACCCUCUUCACUCGGUCACACUUUCAAGACCCCCGCCCCCAAAUAUUUUUUUCACACCACAGGCGGUGAUGAGCGAAAGGCCACACGUAACACAGACCCUGCCCCUACCUCAGCUCCCCCCUCGGACAGAACCUCACAAACUCGGACCCCGUUUGCCUUUCGGACCAGAACGGCUUCUCCAGUGCAUGAUAUGUGGGUGUUCUCUUCCCCGGGAGCUAGAUCUACAAAUGCAUUAUUUGCAACAUGCACAAGGAGAAAUAUGACAUUUCUACACUAGCACCAAGACUUGGUUGUGUUUUUUUUUUAAAUAAUUUUUACUGAGUGGAACCUCAUUUAUUUGCCCCUUACUUGUGCAGUUUGACACAAGUGGAUAAAAAAAAAGAAGUAAAAAUGAUUUAGUCUGCACACUUAAAUCACAUUUGAAGUUGUUCAGCUCCAAAUUAGACUACACAGGGGGCUUGUUGUAAAUGGUGUAUACACAUGCCAUUACAUUAGUUUCACCUUCUUUUUAAAUGCAUAUAAGUUAUCCAAAUAACUGGUUCAUGGGGUUCUACGCUCUGUUUCAUUUAUUGCCGACGGCAUUUAGAUUUGCAUAUUAGUACUUUUAUAGUUCUGUUCAUAUGUCCUGAACCAUUUUAACUGUGUUUCUUCAUGUACAGUAUACUGUGUGCCUUUUAUGAGUACAGUCUGCAUGUCUGCUGUCUUGGUAUUCUAGGCCUAGUUUGUGCUUAAGGUAGACUCAACCAUGUGACCUCACUCCCAAAACACAGAGCAACUCUUUCUAAGAUACCUUAAAGAAAGUUAAGUGUUUGCUUUUGAGGAGGAGAGGAUGGGGGGUGUCAGAACAUAACAGUCCACGGCUGACUACAUGUUGGGAAGUACCUGUAGUCACAACGCUAUUGGCCGGGUCCGAAUAUUUCACAAGUAAAGUUCUCAACAUGGUCAAUUUCGCCAAAGCGAUAGUAAGUGGAAACAAAAUGUGACUGUUACAUGUAAAGGUCAUUUCACAGUAAGAGUUCUCUGUUAAUUGAACAGUGAUUAUUGAUAACGGGGAGAAAGUGUCGUUACAAAAUGAUUGACAACACUGUUAUAUAUAUAUAUAUAUAUAUAAUAUAUAAUAGUGAAUUUUGGAAUAAAUUAAACUUGCAUUUAUGUGAAGAUUUGUCAGUAAUAUUUAUCAAAUUGACGAGAGGAACUGAUGAUUUUAAACAGAUUCUGGGUGGCAGUACUUAGCACCUACUGUAAACCGAUGAGUACCAUGUAAUGUGUAUCUCUUUCCAGAAUGACUAUUUCAGAUUGGAAUGUACCCAUAUUUAUAAAGCGAAGUACACUUUUGAGUGCAAUGUAUCUUUUGUGAAUACUGAAUGAUUUCAUUUCAUAACUGUAGAUUUAGUACAGAAUCCCAUCUCGUCUGUUAUGAUAAUGGCCAUCGGAGUAGCUUUGGGGGCCCAAUAAUUGACUGAAAAUCACUAUUACUACAUUACUACUGUAAAAUAAACACGCGGUCCAUUUGUACAAAAAAAAGAACCGUCCCUGUGUGUCUUAACAUUCAGCGUCUUAAGUUAAAAAAAAAAAAACGUGCCCUUCUACCUCUAUCCACUGUUUUAGCAUGGAAAGAAAUAGAAAUUUCCCCAUGAUGUCUACAUAUUGGAUUGAAUAAAACUUGCCUUUGAUUACAACAUUGUGUUGAGCAGUACUUGUUAGGGAAGUUCAGGGUUAAGCUUCAACAUUUUAACAUCUGUAUUAUAGAGCACUCAUUCAUGCAAAAAGAAACUACAAACAAAAGGAUUAAAUCCUGGAUUGGAAAGUUUUUAUAUUUUAAAUGUUUUAUCUUCUACAUUUGGUUUGUGAAGAGAAUGGACGUAAAGAGGAGUGACAGUACUGUUAUCAAGUAGGAAAAAUGCAGAAAGUAUGAAUCAAGAUCGAUGUAGGAAAAUUGUGAUUAAUUUGGCAUUUUCUCUAUGAAAUUUAGCUUGUCUGGAGGAAGAACACAAAUGCUCUGCAGCGUCACUUUCAUUAAUCUGGUAAAUUGGGACUGGAAUCCCUCAUACCGAAUCCUAAUUAUUCAUAACAUGACUACACAAUCCUCAUAGCACCAAAUAUAAAAUGAAUUAAGUGUAUUUUACUCUUGUGGAAAACUAUUCUGUAACUAUAACAGUUAAUUUACUUUCUGUAUUUUAUUUACAUAACAACCUAAGGUGCCCAAAAGGACUGUCUGAAGGACCCUCAUCAGAAAGUUUUUAAUAUAA
Molecule: messenger RNA, 5912 nt
Organism: Anarrhichthys ocellatus (wolf-eel)
Lineage: Eukaryota; Metazoa; Chordata; Actinopteri; Perciformes; Anarhichadidae
Product: zinc finger protein 62 homolog
Exons: 2
Coding region: 3-3926 (1307 amino acids)
Biological process (GO): regulation of DNA-templated transcription
Molecular function (GO): RNA polymerase II cis-regulatory region sequence-specific DNA binding; DNA-binding transcription factor activity, RNA polymerase II-specific
Source: RefSeq, a predicted model, not a curated record